AUGACCUCAGACGGCGUCUUCCGCAUCGCCGCGUUCAGCGGAUACGCUGGCGACCGCGCCGAUGCGCUCAAAAACCAAGCCGCCAACUCGGGCUGCGACGUCCUCUUCGGCGACUACCUUGCCGAGAUGAACCUCGCAACCCGUGCGCUGGAGAUGCGCAAAUUCCCCGACCUAGGCUACGAGCGUCCGUUCCUCCACCACCUCAAGCUAGCCGCCCCAAUCAUCGCCAAGAAGCGCCCCAAGAUCAUCACGAACGCCGGCGCGCUCAACCCCCGAGGACUGGCUGAGGAGGUAUUUGCGCUCCUGGAUAAGGAAGGGAUUGACGACCUCCAAGUCGCCUAUGUCGAGGGCGACGACCUCAUGCCCAGCCUCGAUGAGCUGUCAUCGUUAGGGGAAUCUUUCCCACACUUGGAGGAUGCACGUCCACUCAGCAGCUGGCGCCUUAAGCCCGCAUCAGCCAAUGCGUAUGUCGGCGCCCGCGGUAUCGUGGCCGCACUCAAGGCCGGCGCGGAUAUCGUCAUCUCGGGGAGAUGUACCGACGCGUCACCCGUUAUUGCCGGCGCGGCAUGGUUCCAUAACUGGGGAUGGGACCAGUAUGACCAGCUCGCUGGGGCGUUACUUGCGGGACACUGCAUUGAGUGUGGCGCUUAUAUUACGGGCGGCAACUCGAGUGGAUUCCGUGCCAUCAAGGAUCAGUACUUCAACUUCUCGAUGGGCAUUGCGGAGAUCAACAAGGACGGCACAUUUGUCGUAACAAAGCAACCCGGAAUGAACGGCGUCGUGACCGACGUCACAGUCCGUUCGCAAAUCCUCUACGAGAUCCAAGGCAACGUCUACCUUAACCCCGACGUGCAGGCCCUCAUCGACGACAUCCGCGUAUCUGACCUCGGCCGUGACAGAGUCCGGGUGGACGGUGUACGCGGCGUGGCGCCUCCUGAAACGACCAAGGUCGGGAUCUGCGGCGUAGCAGGCUAUCAAGCCGAGUGCUGGGUCGCGGCCACCGGCCUGGACAUCCAGGAGAAGUUCGACGUCCUCCGUCGGCAGAUACACGAGAACCUAGGCGACAAGAUGAAGGAAUUCGACGUGUUCGACAUGACACAAUACGGCGUGCCGAUGGAGAAUGCGCGUACGGAAGCGCAAGGGACAGCCAUGCUCCGCGUCAUGGCUCAGGCUAAGGAUAUCGAGGCGUUCGGACCUGCUCGCCACCUUCUUCCGCUCGUUAAUCCGGAUGGGCUGGGACACUUCCCUGGUUUCCAGUGGCAGAUGGACAGCCGGACCUGCGUGCCUGUUCCAUUCAUGGAAUACUGGCCUGCCCGGGUUCACGUCAAACAUCUCCCUCUCACAGUCCGGUUCGUGGGGAGUAUCAAGAAGAUUCCCGUUCCGCCCGUCUCGCCCGAGGAGACGAAACCGGUCGUCAAGCAGAGCGACUACGACUCUCCCUCCUUCAAUGCGGCCAAGUGGGGCCCGACAACUCGGGGUCCAUUGGGGUGGGUCGUGCAUGCCCGUUCUGGCGAUAAGGGCGGGAAUGCAAACGUCGGCUUCUUCGUCCGCCACAAGGACGAGUUCGAGUGGCUUCGCACCCUUCUGAGCCGCGAGAAGAUGGUGGAUCUGCUCGCGGACGAGUAUAAGGGUCACCGGAUUGAGCGCGUCGAGUUCCCUGGCAUGCUGGCUGUGCACUUUGUCAUCCAUGAUUAUUUGGGGCGCGGAGUCAGCUCGACUGUGCGCAUGGACAGCCUGGCUAAGAGCGUGGCCGAGUUCCUGCGGGCGCGGCAUGUCGAUGUGCUAAACAAGUUCUUGGUCAAGAGCAAGAUCUAG
This is a messenger RNA of Cutaneotrichosporon cavernicola, 1815 nucleotides long. RefSeq lists its product as uncharacterized. The transcript has 3 exons. The coding region runs from base 1 to 1815 and encodes 604 amino acids. Lineage: Eukaryota; Fungi; Basidiomycota; Tremellomycetes; Trichosporonales; Trichosporonaceae. The record is from RefSeq and is a predicted model, not a curated record.